AUGCCCACCCCCGCCCAAAAAUCAACGUCAACGACACCGUCGCCAAUGCCGCCGCCGCCACCACCACCAUCCGCUCCCCCUGCCGGUGCCGGCUCGUACAAGUCUUCGGACUCCUCAGCGCGCAUCUCAUACCAAACGCUGAAGGUCAAGAAGCAGGCGAAGCGCAAGCGUCAGCUCAUGGCAAAGGGGGAUCGCCAGAACAAGAAGAACUGGGCGGAGGGCUACACCGAGGAGCUCGCGAAGGGAGGCAAGGCCGCCGCCGAGUACGCCGUCAAGGUCUGCCACGAGCUGAAUUACAAGGUUCCAUAUUACUUGGCCGACGACCAAGAGCCCGACACCAUACCGGAGUAUGACCACGAGAACCCUCCUCCGCUUCCCAAGCUGUCGGACGAGGAGGAGAAGAAGCGCGCCGCCGCGCUGGUCAUUCGAAACAAGCGGGUGGUGAAUUGGCUUAACUACCGCGCACGCAAGGUCGUUCCCGUCGUACCAAAGGGCUCGCGCGACUUCCACAACGCCUUCGUCCUGUGGAUGAUGCGCUUGACGGGGAUGUCCGGAGCACCGAAGAAGGCGCGACAAGGCUGGCAGCAGUAUCAGCACGAGAAUUCGGAGUUCGUGCAGGAUUCCGCGCAACGCGCCUGGGAUGCAAAGAGGGCGAAGAAGGCAGGGGGAGGCGGAGGGGGCGAAGGGGCCGAUGGGUCUGAGGGCGGUCGCGUCAUCAGCGACGGCAAGAAGAAGAAGGGCGUGGGCUUUACAUCGGAGCAUGCGCGCGAGCUCUUCAAAGAGCUGCCCGCUGAUGAGCGUCGCGCGCUUAAAGAGCGCGCGCAAGCGGAGAAGGAGGCGGAGAAGGCCCUUUGGGAGAAGGCAAUCAACGCUCCGCCUUCCCGGGACCCGAAGGACGUUCAAGCCGCGCGCAAUGCGCUUCCCUCAUUCCUUAACCCCAUCCUCGACGGCAUCAACCAGAACGUCGGCGAUGCGCAUGUGCUUGUCUUGGUUGGCGGCCGAGAGCCUAAGAAAGGCGGGAUUGUCACUGUACAGCACUACGACGUCGGCACGAACAAGCAAGAUCUCCACUUCAGCGAGUGGGACAAUAGACGUUUCCACCGCGACGUCCUCGGUCUCUUUGGUGAAUAUCUGACCACAGUAUGGGAUGACGACGAGUGCGCCAAGAUGGCGCUAGAAGGCCCGUUGGGAGGGGAGGGGACGGACGAGGAGCAGGAUGAGGAGCCGGAGGAGGAUCCUCUGGGCCAUGCCCACUACCGCUUCGAUAGCGGUGAGGACGGCGAGAACGGCGAGAACGGCGAGAACGGCGGGAACGGCGAGGAAGAGGGCGGUAAUGAGGAGGAGGAGACCGGCGGCGGCGAUGGAGGCGAUGGCGAGGAGGGUGGUCGCGUUGAAGUGGGCGGCGGCGGCGAUGAAGAGCGCGUUGAGGAUGACGUUGAGCAACCGCCUAGCAAGCGUCAACGUAUCGGCGAUGUCGUAUCGCAAGAGGGUGGGCGUGGCGUACCUGCGGCUACGUCCAUUGCCGUUGGGACUGGCGAGCAAAGCGCCCAAGCGCCUUCUGCGAAGCCGCCACGCCCGCGGCCACGACCUACGCGUGCUUCGACGCGGAAAGGAGGUGCUGCUGUUCAGCCCACGGGCCAGUCUCCCGCAACUACGGUCGCCUCUGCAGGGGUCAGUCUUGUCGCCGGUAUCCCCAUCGAUCCUGAGCUGCUCGCGCCGCCAUACACGCAGACCAUCCAUCCAGGCGUGGAGAGUAGCACACCGCCUACCACGAGCCCACCCCACCCUACGACAAACAUGUCCACGCUAGCACGCACCCGAGCCUCGCGUACAGCUGCAUCGGCAACGUCUGCACACGCACCUUCCGAAGACCUUGCGGUGGUAUUUCCAGACGUGCCGGAUGAGGCGGCGGCGUGGUUCGCGUCCGCGAUGGGAGUUCUGCGCGUCGAACUAGGGGGCGAAUGGGUCCGGCUGCUGCAGGCUUGGGCGAGCCCGCUCGACGGCGUUCUCGACGAGUACGAUGAACAUCGUACCAUGGGCGAGGGCCUUGCCUGCGAGGAGACUGAAGAGGUAGUAGAAUGUACUACCGGAAAGCGUAAGCACUACAACUCGCGCUGGAAUGGGCAGUAUUGGGACAAAUCUAUCACCCUUACCGACCUCGGCCUUGUCUAUCAGCUUGGCCAUGGAGGACACCCUUGCCCCGCCCCCUCCCCUCGCACGUCCCUCACAUCUAUGACGCUGAUCUCACCCACCGGCAUCAGCCGUAUCGCCAUCUCAUACUGCGGCUGCAGCCGAUCUUCGAACACGACCCGCGUGCAACAACUAUUGCGCGAAGGCUGGUACCCGGCGACUACGCAGGAGCCGAACACCUGCGCAACAUUUGAGGCCCUUGAUCACUUCGAGCUUCUUGCCGUCGUCGCAAACGUCAACGUGCGCGACUAUAUCUCGACUCUCGAACGCGCCGGCGACGCCCUUCACUUAGGAAAGAUGCCGGAUGUUUACAAAGCGUUCGGGCGGAUGUCGCGUCAGUGGGGGUUUCUCCUGCGUAUGAAGAGGGCAGGUCGUGCACACGACAAGGCUGGGAUAGGAGGGACUAUCGAGGGAGGCGCGGCGGUUCGGUGCUGGGCGUGUCCGCGAGAUGGCGUGAACAUGCCGCCGGGCUGGCGCGACGCGGACACUCAGUCGAAGUUCAUCCACACGCUCUUCUUGUCCAACGACGCCAACUUUCGCCUCAAAAACCGGUUGCGCCACAACGCACGGCCAGACGGCCCUUUAGGGCCAGGUUUCGGCUGCAUAGUGGAGCCUACAAAGUACCUGGACCAUGUCAAGCGGUCGGCGUCCGAGGCGGAUAAAAACACAAAGCUUACGACGGGAUGCCGUGUCUCCGGAGCGGGUGCAACGUCAUGUACUCGGCACGAGUGCAUAAGACCCGCAGGAUUUGGGGACCUGCAAAAGGGCGAGCGAUACGCAAAUAUGGAUUAUAUUUUCUGGUCCGCGCUCACCAACGAGCGCGUCGACAAUGUCAUGGUCACAUACGACAUUGGAUGCCAGUGGAAGGUCAACCUCCUGAGGCGCCUCGACGAUAUGCCGGACCAUCUGCGAGGCACCGGCUCCCGUCUCGCCAUCGACGUACGCCUUCCGGUUUGGCACGGCAACGUGCAUGAGCUGUCGUGCAGGACGGCCAACUCGGUGCGCUAUGCAAAGGGCGCGGGUAAGCCGGACGGCGAAGGCCCCGAGCGGAUAUGGGCGGGGAUGAACAGCAUCGCGUAUGCCACCAAGGAGAUGGGUGCUGGUGUGCGCGAGGACACCAUUGAGCGGUUCACUGGCCAUCAUAAUAUGCAGAAGAAUGCUGCUUUCGGCCCUACCCUCGAACGACGGCACAUGAUCGCCUGCGAGCAAGCCCUUCAACGCAAGCAGGAGCUCGCCGAUCUUGAGCGCGACCUCAAGCCCGCCACGCUCAAUAGCUGGCGCAACAUGUACACGGCAUACGAAGCAAACUCCUCAUCGGCGAACCCAUUCAUGCCGCAAGUCGCCGCCCCGCCUUCAGAGCAAGCCGUGAAGGCCCAGUUGGUGCAGGAGGAGGCAGACUCGGCACGGCACGGCAAGGCACCCAUGCGCGCAACGUCGAAGACGACGUUCAUCGUCGCCGCCUUGCAACUCGAGGACCAGCAGCGACGUAUCGCAGCUUUGACGAAGGAUACUACAACCGCCGCAAUUGAGCGCCAGCGCAGCGUCCAAGAGGCUCGCCUUGCGUGGUUCAAGAAACUGGCCCGCUUCCGACACCUUCAAGAACUAUAUAUGCCCGGCGCCGUCCUCAAGAUUCGCGCGGAGGAGGACGCGCGCCCUGCUGACGCCACACCACCCAAUGCGGAGGACAUCAAGCUCUGGCUGCCGUCGGACCUCACACAUCAAGAACGUGAAGAAGGCUGCGUGGACGACCUGGCUCGAAUCGAGGUACGCCUGCGCGUGGCGCAGGCCACUGAUGCGUUGAGGAAGAUCCGCGAGCAGAUGUACGCAAAACAUUACCUGAUCAACGAGCGCAAUGCAGGCGUCGUCGGGCAGCGCGACUCUACGCGGGCUCGUCAAAUCAUUGAGCGUGUCGACGGCCACAUCGCCCACCAUCGUGACAAGUACCGCCGCGCGCGCGCCUCUCUCCACCGCCUCGAGUCGCCAGACAUCUACCCGGACUUCAAGGAACUCAGGGAUGGUGAUCUCACGAUGGACGACGACCGAGAAGCGGACGGCGCGAGCACGAACCGCCUAGCCGUUGCUGGCUCUCGCGGCGCCAAGGUCAUCGCGACAUCGCGCAAGACUGACACCGACAACACUCGCCAUGGUCGCGAAAUCGCAGCCGUCCGCCGCGCCGAUGGGCGGCGCAGUCUCACGUCCUGGAUUUGGACAUGCUUAGGAGGGCCCGUUCAAGACGAGGAGGCGCAGGUCCAUGACGGUGAGCAUACCUUCUUGAAGUAG
Messenger RNA from Schizophyllum commune H4-8, 4470 nucleotides. RefSeq lists its product as uncharacterized. Bases 1 to 4470 code for a protein of 1489 amino acids. The record is from RefSeq and is a predicted model, not a curated record. The transcript is spliced from 16 exons. NCBI's taxonomy places the organism in Eukaryota, Fungi, Basidiomycota, Agaricomycetes, Agaricales, Schizophyllaceae.